UUUAUAGGCCUAAAGUUAAGGUGCCACCAAAGACAAGAGCUACUACAACAGCAUCAUGUAGCAGAGACAAGAGAGAGAGAGAGAGAGGCAUCAUCAAAUUUCAUUGAAUUAAUUUUUCUCUCUCUCUCUACACACAGGCCAACAACAACAACACCAAAAUCCAAUGAGAGAAGAAACAUGGAAACUCCACACGAGUCCACACCACACCGCACUCGUCAAUGGCCCAGGUGGACCAAAUUUUAUGUACAAGAAAAUCAAAUUUGCCAAAACAAAAAAGGAAAGAAGGAAAGAAUGGGAAACAACACAAAAAGAAAAGGAGAAGUUAGAUAGAUAGAGAUAUAGGUGAGUGUGAGUGUGGUGGCUUCAAAUGUCCUCCAACUAUACCCACCUUGCAAUUCCCUGAAUUACCCUUCUGCAAGACCCCAAAAAGUUUCCAUCUUCAUCACUGUCUCUCCCAAUAUUUUUCACCAAGUUUUGUGGGUGGCCUUCUUUGUCUUGGUCAGAGUUUCACAGAGAAAACAGGAAAACCAGAACCUUCUCUCACCUCUUCUCUCUCUCUCUCUCUCUCUAUUUCUUUCCCAUCUACCCCUUCAUCUUCAUCUUUAUUCAUUCCUUCCUCUCUUUCUUCUUCUUCUGUCUCUCCCUCUCUCCCUUUUCCUCCUUUGCCUUAUCAUACACACCUUCUUCUCUAUCUCCUUUGUGUCCUUAGUUGUUGUUGUUGGGAUUUUGCUUGAGGGUUUCUCUGUGAUCUGAUGAAGAAGAUGAAAGGGGUUGUUGUCUCUGUGGACUCUCCUGUUUAUGAGGAUCAGAGGACUAGGUUGAGGCAUCAGAGUCUGUUGCAGGAUUAUGAAGACCUUCUAGAGGACACAAACUCCAUGAGGAUGAAAUUGCAGGCUGCCAAGCAGAAAAGGUUGACACUGUCAGCAGAAGUUAGUUUCUUGAGGAAGCGUUACAAAUACUUGCUUAAAAAUCCAUCUCCAAAGCUGCAACCAAAGCAAGACAUUUCACAGCCGCGAAAGCUCAAAAUCCAAGCUAACCUUAUUCCAAAGGGCCAGAAGUACAAUAGAAAGGAAUCUAUGCAGCCCCCAGUUGCUCCUCAUUGGAAUUCAAAUGGAAGGAUUUCCAAUGGUGCUGAGAUCAACACAUUGCAGAAAAAGGCUCCUAUGUUUGAUUUGAACCAGAAUGCUAGGAGUCUCAGUAGAAAAGAUCCUUCUUUUCUCAGUUCUGCUCCGCCACUCGACUUGAAUCACAAAGAUAUGAGUCACAGUAUGAAAGAACCAGCAAAGAAGAGCAUAACACCAUUUUUUGACUUGAACCAGAUUGCGAGAGAAGAGGAGGAAUUACUGGUUACUGAGCCCGUUAGGAUUGAAGAACCGAAGAGAAUUACACAAAGAGAUGCGAGUGAAGAGCAGCUCAAUGACAUCAUGUUGUCAGUUUGUAGAAACGAUGGGAGCGGAUCAAGUAGGACAUCAGUAAAGAGGAAGAUCUCAUGGCAAGAUCAGGUGGCUUUGAGGGUUUGAAGAACUAGUACAGUAGGCGAAUUUCCAGCUCUUUUGGAAUGUGUAAUGUGCCUUGAUGAUAUGUAGCAGGUUUUUACAUUGACUAAAACAUUCUAGCUUUAUUUUUCUCUUGUAAAGAUAAAAUAGAGAAUUAUAUGUCAAUAUAUAUAGAUGAAAUGGGGAAUAUGUUACCAGAAA
Molecule: messenger RNA, 1697 nt
Organism: Lotus japonicus
Lineage: Eukaryota; Viridiplantae; Streptophyta; Magnoliopsida; Fabales; Fabaceae
Exons: 4
Coding region: 753-1520 (255 amino acids)
Source: RefSeq, a predicted model, not a curated record